AUGGACGACAGGAUGGAUAUUGACGAGCACUCGCUAGCUCACGAUGAUGGCGAAAGACAAACCGGCGUCUAUAGCGCCGCCUACUUCUACAACCAGUACGAUGACGACAUACCACUCGACCCUGAGCUGAUGGCCGGAGAUGAUGGUCGAAUGGACGGCUUCGACGAUUACGAUCUUGACGACCAAGAGAUGCAGGACGGCGUUGUCGAGCCCGAAGAGGAAUUCUUAGAUUCCGACACCGAAGAGAUCCGAGCGGAAAUCCACAAGUUCGAAACCGUCCGCGACGCAUGGCUCGCAGAACACCGAGCCGACCUUCCCUCAGUUGCUUAUUCAACCCUCCCUGGCGUCUCGAAGUCGCUGUCCAAACAGAUCAACAACAGCCUGAACGAUGGCGCCACCACAACAACAACCACCGGCACCGCUCCCUCAGCACCGGUAGCUAAAACCUCCCGACCCCGUCGAAAACUCGGCCCCCGCAAGCCGCCGCCCCCUCCUCCGGAAAUCCAGUUCCGCAUCGGAAUAGCCCGCAAAGCCUUCGACCGCCGCGAGUACCAAGAAGCGAUCAAUAUGGCCAAAGAAAUCAUCCGGCAGCGCCCCGCCACGCCUCAGGCCUGGAACCUCCUCUCCCUCAUCCACGAAGAGCUCGGCAACCGCGAAGCGGCAACCAUGUGCCUGAUCUCCGGCGCCUGGCUGAUCCCCAAGGACGCGCGCCACUGGAUGAACGUGGCGCUCUACUGUCUGUACGGCGUCGACAUGAUGGAUGACGCCGACCCGGCUCGCAAGCUGGCGCUGGAGAGAGCGGUUAUGUGCUACUCGCAGGCGUUGCAAGCGGACAAGCAGAACGUGGAAGCGAGAACGGGCAAGGCAGAUGCGCUGAUGCAGUUGGGUCAGAGCCAUCUGGCACUGGCGCAGUAUUUGCGAGCGCUGAAGGUGCAGCCGUUGAAUAUUCGGACGGUGAGAAACUUGGCCGAGGCGGCGCUGGAUGGCAGGGAUCCGAGGAAGAAUGCUGAGGCGGCCAAGGCGGCGUAUAGGCAUAUCAUUGAGUAUCUGUGGAGCCAGGGCGACGAGGUGUAUGAGGCCAUGGAGGGCGGAUUCGAGUGGAGUGAUUUGAGAAUCUAUCUCGAGUUCUUUACCAUCUUGGAGCAGUGGGAGCAGGGCGUGGCGGAGCUGAGGAGGGUGGCGAGGUGGAAGCUGGGCCGCAGGGCCGAGGAGUUUUGGGACCGCUGGCCAGGCGAGGAUAGGGAGUGGGAUGAGGGUGAGGAGAGGAGGGAGUUGUGCGAGGAUUAUGAGCCUGGAAUGUUCUCGCCCAUCCAGUACGGACGGGCGCUGCCGGUGGAUUUGAGAGCGAGGCUGUACGUGUUCAGGAUGAAGAUGGGGGAUCUUUACGAAGCGGAGAGGCAUCUGACCUCGUUGGACCCGACGGCGGAGACGGCGGUUGACGACUUUUACGACUUCCCCGAUUGUUUGAAGGAUAUUGGUAAUGCCCUGCUCGAUAACGAAUUUCCGGCGAAAGCGUUGGAGUACUUUGAAUUGUACGAAAAGAUCGCCGAUCAGGCUGGCGAUAUCAGCAUGGAUGCCGAUAUUCUCGUCAGUUUCGGUCGAUGCCACAUGGCUUUGGGCAAUAAAUCGGCUGCCGAGGAGCGUUUCAUCGCCGCCAUCGAAGAUGACGAUGAUAACAUUGAGGCACGCGUGUGCCUCGCCAACAUGUACGAGCACGUGGCGGAUCCGGAAGGUCGCGAAGAAGCUUUCCUUUUGGUCAGAGAUGCUAUGAACCUCGAGGCCAACCAGUACGCCCUUGACCAGGAAGGGAAUCUGGUCCCCAAGAGAAAGCGUCGCAGACAAACCGGUCCCCGCAAGCCGCGCAAGCCGAGAGAUCCCAACAAGCCCAGAGACCCCAACAACCCGAAAAAGUAUGUCCCGCGCCGUCUCAUCAACGCGGAGAAGCGCAAACAGGUGGAUCUUGAACGCACGAAGGUGGCGACCAAGAACUACGAAGUUGUGCAGGAGCUGCAAGAUCGCGCGUUCCACAGCGACGACCCUGAAGCCAUUCAGAACUGGACACGCGCGGCCCGGGACCUCAUCGAAGAUUUCCGUUCUUACAAGGAAUUCUACCCCUGGGACAAGUACGUCAAGUAUCUGGGCCUUGGUGGUACCGGUGGUGGUGGUGCUGCCGUACCGUCUAGAAAUCUGAAGCUGGCCGCCAUGGCCGAACGUCUCCGCCAGGGACUCAACCCUGAGAACGGCGACGGCACUGAGAACAUGCCGGCCGCGUCCAAGGCCCGCGUCCUUACCAAGUUCCCGUAUUCUGCUCAUCGCGGCAUCCCCUUCUCCGCCUGGCUCGACAUCUUCCUUUCCCUCGCCUUCGCCCUGGUUAGACAAAACCAACACCGCGAGGCCUACGUCGUCUGCCACGCCGCCCGCGACUCGAUCGUCUGGACCGACACGGAGUCAACAUACCUCAUUCACGUCGCCUGGGCCUCGUGCGCCGUAUACGCCGGCGACGAAGAAACUUGUGUGGCCAUCGCCCGCUACUUCAUGCGCGACUACCUGCCCGGCACCGAUUCGUAUCGCAUGUUCGCCGCCAUGUGCCGCACCUGCCAGACGCCCGUGAGCUGGUACACCUCGGGCCCUGCGCAAAAGUUCAUUCUAAGGCAGAUCAAGACGAUGGAUGCGCUCGUUAUGCGGCAGAACGGCGACGAAUUCCCGCCGCCGCCGGCAUCACAACAAUCACCCUCCAAGUCGCAACAGCAACAACAACGAUCGCCCAUAAAACCCCAGUCCCGCGACCUUCUCCCACCUUCCGCUUCCCAGCAAUCCAACAACGACAACGACACCACCACCACCGUUAAUAGCAAACCUCAAUACCCACCCCCGGGAGAUAUAACCCUCGACGUCGCCCUCCUGACAAUCUACGGCCACAUCCUCUUCACCACCACUUCCUACUCCUACGCUCUAUCCUACUUUGCUCGCGCGGCCUCCCUGGACCCGGAUAACCCGCUAAUCAACCUCUCCAUCGGCCUCGCCUACGUGCACUACGCGCUGAAGCGACAAGCCACCAACCGCCAGUACCUCUUGACGCAAGGCUUCGCCUUUUUGUUCAGAUACUACCGCAAUCGCACCGAGGAAGAUCCGACGGCCACGGUGGGCCAGAAGAUGGAGGCCCAUUUCAAUAUGGGCAGGGCGUAUAGUUUGAUUGGCCUGGGCAAUUUGGCGGGAGGGUUUUAUAGGAGGGUGUUGGAGGAGGCGGAGAGGGUUAAACUUGCGAAACAAGGGGAAGAAGGAAGGGGAGAUGGGGGAGACGGGGAGGGAUAUGGAGAGGGAUAUGGAAGGGACAAGAGGAGUAAGUGGGAGGAGACGCUGGUGGUGGAGGCGGCGUAUAAUGUACGGUGCAUGUGUUACUUGUUGGGGGAUGUGAAGGGGGCGAAGGCGGUGGCGGAGCGGUGGUUGGUUUUGGAGUGA
Molecule: messenger RNA, 3459 nt
Organism: Sordaria macrospora k-hell
Lineage: Eukaryota; Fungi; Ascomycota; Sordariomycetes; Sordariales; Sordariaceae
Biological process (GO): transcription by RNA polymerase III
Cellular component (GO): transcription factor TFIIIC complex
Molecular function (GO): protein binding
Source: RefSeq, a predicted model, not a curated record